AUGGCUCGGUAUGGCAUGGUAGCUGCGGCGGGCAGCAAUGCAACACCAUUCCCAACUCGACAAAUGGCCGUACUUGCGUUAUGCCGGAUAUGCGAACCAAUCGCUUUCAUGUCGAUAUUUCCGUACGCCUACUUCAUGGUCGAAUCCUUCAUGACUGGACAAAGCACGGCUCAAAUCUCCAUGUACACCGGCAUGGUUACCUCCUCGUUCGCAUUCAUGGAAUGCAUCAGUGGCAUUUUCUGGGGCCGACUGAGUGAUCGGGUAGGACGGAAGAAGGUGCUCCUUGGGGGUCUUUUUGGUACGGGGCUGAGCAUGUUGCUCUUCGGCUUUUCCCAGAGCCUACCAAUGGCAUUGAUCGCGCGGGCUCUCGGGGGUUUGCUCAACGGGAACAUUGGAGUUUUGCAGACUACUGUUGCUGAGCUUGUCACUGAUGAGCGACACCAGCCGCGCGCUUAUUCCAUCAUGCCCUUUGUUUGGUGCCUUGGCACCAUUAUCGGCGGAGCGCUUGGCGGCUUGCUCGCUCGUCCCGCCAACGUAAUGCCGUUUUUCCAGGACACCAUCUUUGAGACGUAUCCGUUUCUUCUUCCAAACCUGGUUUGCACUUGCUUCGUUGUUCUUGGCCUCACCGUCGGCAUCUUAUUCUUGGAAGAGACUCACGAGGAUCGCAAGUACGACCAGGAUCGGGGACGCGAAGCCGGGCAAUGGCUUCUGCGUAAAUUUUGGAAGCGAGAGGCAGAGGCAACGUUUGACGACAAGGAUGCUUCGCUUGAUGAAAUGCGAUCGAUGCUGAGCGACCAUGACCACAACGUACAGGCCUACCGAAGCACCGACAGCUCGCCUACCCUAUGCAGCACACGAACCUCCAUUUCAGAAGUACCCGAAUUCGAAUUGGACAAGCAGCUUGCACCAGCACCAACUUUCCGACAAGCAUUUACGAAGCAAGUGAUUCUAAAUGUGGUUUGCUAUGGUAUCCUCGCUUUCCAUACAAUUUCUCUUGAACAACUUCUACCCAUCCUCAUGUCCAAGGAUGUACCGACCAAGGGUUCUCAGCACCUUCCGUUCCGCUUUGAGGGUGGUUUCGGCUGGUCAACCCAAACUACUGGAGCGUUCCUCGCUGCGCAAGGCUUCCUCCAAAUGUUUGCCCAAGUUAUCCUUUUCCCUUGGAUCAGCAAGAAGCUCGGCAGUCUUCGCACUUUCUGGAUUACUCUAGCCUGCUACCCGGUUCUCUACCUCCUUGCUCCUUACCUGGCCGUCCUUCCUGAAAGUCUGCGUAUUCCUGGACUUGCAGUUCUGCUGAUCGCCAAGGUCACUUUCCAAUCGCUCUCCUACCCGUCUCUGGCUAUCAUCCUUGCAAAUUCAUCCCCAUCCAAGAAGGUUCUCGGUACGCUCAACGGAGUUGCCAUGUCUUCUGCCAGCAUCUCUCGCGGCUUCGGUCCAACGGUAUCGGGCGCUGUAGACAGCUUGGGUACCUCUCUCCACAUGUCUGGCCUCGCAUGGUGGACAAUUGGCGCUGUUGCUCUCCUUGGGUGGCUCCCUGGAUUUGCUCUACAGGAGAGCAAGCGAUCAGCCUUGAUGGCACAAGAAGACGAGGAAUCUCUCAUCGACUCUGACGCCGAGUCUGUCAUUACCCUCACCCCGGACGAAAUUGAAAUCGUCCUUUCAAAAUAG
This is a messenger RNA of Alternaria atra, 1668 nucleotides long. RefSeq lists its product as uncharacterized. Gene Ontology annotation, molecular function: transmembrane transporter activity. Lineage: Eukaryota; Fungi; Ascomycota; Dothideomycetes; Pleosporales; Pleosporaceae. The transcript is spliced from 5 exons. Bases 1 to 1668 code for a protein of 555 amino acids. Gene Ontology annotation, biological process: transmembrane transport. The record is from RefSeq and is a predicted model, not a curated record.